This is a messenger RNA of Botrytis cinerea B05.10, 1106 nucleotides long. RefSeq lists its product as hypothetical. Gene Ontology annotation, cellular component: precatalytic spliceosome; Prp19 complex; catalytic step 2 spliceosome. The record is from RefSeq and is a predicted model, not a curated record. The transcript has a single exon. Gene Ontology annotation, biological process: mRNA processing. Bases 273 to 893 code for a protein of 206 amino acids. NCBI's taxonomy places the organism in Eukaryota, Fungi, Ascomycota, Leotiomycetes, Helotiales, Sclerotiniaceae.
GAGAAAUUUAUAUUUGUUACAUUAAACAAACAAACAAACACAUCAACUUUCUCCAAGCACUUACUUAUAUUCUAGUUUCAAAAUUAGCUACUACGAUUUAUCACAAUACUUCUAUAUCGGAAUUUUCUAAAAACACGACAGAAAGGAUACAAUCUCGAAUUGGUGCUUAUACAAAUUUCAAACAAUUCUCAAGCUCCCUCACAUCGAAUACCUCGAAACCACAAUCCAUCACCCCCAAUUCUCAAACUCCAAACUCCAACCUCCACUCCAAAAUGCCUCUCAUAAACGAAAUCCACGAAUCCCUCCCAUACAUCGACGUUGAGCCUACCCCCUCCGAACGCGCAGCCGCCGAAUCCCUCAUAGCCAGCUCGCUCGAGCCCAGCUCCCCAUCCACACCACACCCCUCUCUCCCGGCUCUCCUCCCCUCCAAUCUCUCCCCCGCCCUUACCGCAGAACACGCUCGCAUAUCCUCUUCAUCGCCUCCACCCCCUCUAAAAGCCAUCGACCUAACCCGCUACGAAACGCUCUCCCCCGCAGACUCGACGCUGCCAGCUCAGACUCUCCUCUCCCAAGCCUACACCUCUCAAACGUACCUAAACACGCGACUUACCAAUCUCUCUCUCCUCGAUCAGUUUGGUAAAAAUGCCUGGUUGAUUGGAAACGCGCAGUUGGAGGAUAUAUUAAAGGGGUUGGAGAGGGAGGUCGCCGCAAAGAAAGAUGAGAUCGAUGUUGUGGUAAUUGGGAGGAAGAAUGCACAGGAGGCGGCAGAGGCGGAGAUUAAGGGUCUAGAGGAAGGGUGGAAGAAGGGCAUUGGAAGAGUGUUGGAGACGGAGGUGGCAGCUGAAGGUAUCAGGAGGGAGAUUUUGGACAGGAGAAGGGCGGGUGCUAGCUAAUUCUGAGUUGGGGGCAUGUAAGAUAUGGAAUAGAAGGAAGGUAAAUGGAAUGAAAAUACCAGCCGGGCUCUGGUUGAGACUACACGAUAUAUGAACAGCGAAGGGUCAAAUGUGGACAAAAUUUAGUACCACUGCUGCGAUGUUUCUAUCUACGGUUUUGGUAUCCUUGAGGUUGCAUCACAAAGUUACAAUUUGAGGCGUCAGGAUAAAACA